AUGGUUUUUAUCCUUCAUAAUGACUGCAUGAAAGAAAUUGGAUAUGUUGAGGAAGGCAAGAAGAAUUCUGUUCAGAAGAGUAUCCAGUGCCACACUGUGGAAAAGACAAGCAAGCACAAGACCGGGUUAAAUCUCCAUGGUCUGCUUGGGCGGAAGAUGAGUCAAGCCUUCAGGUCGUCUUACGCAGAUGCAGACAAGAACAAAGGCAUCACCUGGGGAAAAUGCACCCUGCUGAUGCAGUACUUGGAGGAUCCCAAGAUACACUCCCUGAAACCAAUUGAUCUUUGCUGGCGUUUAGAGAGGGCAGACUUGAUAGUUUAUCUCAAAAGAGCUAUUAAUGAAUAA
Messenger RNA from Ochotona curzoniae (black-lipped pika), 345 nucleotides. Its product is annotated as cytochrome c-like. The record is from RefSeq and is a predicted model, not a curated record. Gene Ontology annotation, biological process: mitochondrial electron transport, ubiquinol to cytochrome c; mitochondrial electron transport, cytochrome c to oxygen. The transcript is spliced from 2 exons. Lineage: Eukaryota; Metazoa; Chordata; Mammalia; Lagomorpha; Ochotonidae. Bases 1 to 345 code for a protein of 114 amino acids. Gene Ontology annotation, molecular function: electron transfer activity; heme binding. Gene Ontology annotation, cellular component: mitochondrial intermembrane space.